Messenger RNA from Morone saxatilis (striped sea-bass), 2999 nucleotides. It is a transcript of the gene irx3a, whose product is annotated as iroquois homeobox 3a. Gene Ontology annotation, molecular function: DNA-binding transcription factor activity, RNA polymerase II-specific; RNA polymerase II cis-regulatory region sequence-specific DNA binding. Gene Ontology annotation, biological process: regulation of transcription by RNA polymerase II; cell development; neuron differentiation. The transcript has 3 exons. The record is from RefSeq and is a predicted model, not a curated record. Gene Ontology annotation, cellular component: nucleus. NCBI's taxonomy places the organism in Eukaryota, Metazoa, Chordata, Actinopteri, Moronidae. The coding region runs from base 351 to 1670 and encodes 439 amino acids.
GAGAGAGGCUGUUUGGUGUAUAUGAGAGGGGUGAGAUUUGAGAAAUAGGAGGGGCUUCUAAACGACUAGAAAUGUCAAUCUGAGCAAGGGAGUCCCAAUAAUCUAAAGCAAUCUGUAAGGACCUGACCUUAGUCCAUCCAGAUCAAUAGGGAAGUGAGGGUGGAAAGGAGAAGAAGAGGAAGAAAUAAGGGGCGCAACCGGAUCGUUUACACUGGCUGUUCCCGAGGAAAUAUAGACUUCUCUUGCCUGCACCUUUUGUUGCUCACAUGCUCACACUGUAAAAGUGGAUAUCGAGGCAAUUCCCUUGCUUUGUGUGAUUGCAGCAGACUUUUUUCCCUUUUCCUACCACCAUGUCUUUCCCUCAGCUGGGAUAUCAGUACAUCCGACCGAUAUACCCGCCGGAGCGCCAGGGGAUCGCCAGCAAUGCCCGAUCCGGGACAGAGCUGAGUCCGUCCGGCGCACUCUCCAACGUCCUCUCCACUAUGUAUGGAUCUCCUUUCGCCGCAGCAGCGCAGGGCUAUGGAGCGUUUCUCCCCUACUCAAACGAUAUAUCAAUUUUCAAUCAAUUGGGUGCUCAGUAUGAACUGAAAGACAGUCCCGGUGUCCAGCACCCAGGGUUUGCCCACCAUCACCCUGCUUUUUACCCAUAUGGCCAAUAUCAGUUCGGUGACCCGUCCAGACCCAAAAACGCCACCAGGGAGAGCACCAGCACCCUGAAGGCCUGGCUCAGUGAGCACCGCAAGAACCCCUACCCCACCAAGGGCGAGAAGAUCAUGCUGGCCAUCAUCACCAAAAUGACCCUCACCCAGGUGUCUACCUGGUUCGCCAACGCCAGGAGGAGGCUAAAGAAGGAGAACAAGAUGACCUGGGCCCCCCGGAACCGCACCGACGAAGAGGGGAAUGUUUACUCCAGCGAUCACGAGGGGGAGGAGGGGGACAAGAGGGAGGACGAGGAGGAGAUCGACUUGGAGAACAUCGACACGGAAAAUAUUGAGAACAAGGACGACUUGGACGACCAGGACGACCUGCAUUCAGAUAUUAAACUAGACGGGAGGAGUGACUCUGAAAUUUCUGACGGCUAUGAGGAUUUACAAGGGCCCGACCAGAGGUUUCUAAAGGCUGUGGGGAAAGAGGGCAAAGACGUGGAGAGAGGAGGAGAGCACUUCCACAGCCACCACCAUCACCACCACCAUCACGCUUCUUUGGACACCAAAGCGUCCCAACCAAACGGAGAGCAGCUCAAACUGAACCCAGUGUCCGUUAGCUCGCCGCCCUCAGAAAACAAUCCUGCCCCAGCCCAAAAGCCAAAGAUCUGGUCUUUGGCAGAGACAGCCACGGCCCCUGACAAUCCCCGUAAAUCGCCACAAAUGAACGGCAGCAACUCCGCAGGGCCGGCCGCCCAGACCAUAAUCGCCCCUCACAGACUCAUCUCUUCUUGUCCCGUUGGGAAAAUCCAGAACUGGACGAACCGAGCCUUCUCGGCGCAUCAGCUGGCUUUACUGAACUCAAAUCAUUACCUGGGACUGGCAAACCAGGCCACCGCCACCGGCCUGGCCCUCUACAGCAGCAGGCAAACGGAGGACAAGAGUCAUAGUUCAGAGACUCCAGUCACAGGCCACACAGAUGAACAGUGUUACAAUGUUAUAUCUUACAGAAUACAGUGUGUGUGAUGUGUGCGUGUGUGUGUAACUGCUUUGAAAAAUGUUUCCCCAAACGAAAAACCUCGUCAGAAAGCAUUUAAGAAAAAAGUCUAAUGUUGAAUUGGGUGAAAACUUGUUCCUACUUUUGUGCCCCCCUCCCUUUCCUUCCUUUAUUUGGUAUUGUUACAUCCAUGUGAUAUUAAGGCCCACGUGCUUGUAUUCAGUGGUUUACAUAAAUCCCACAACCCAUUAAAACCAACUAGUUUUUCAACACUAAAUUCACUGAAAGCCAGGAUGGGCUCCGAUUACAGACAGUUUAAUUAAAUCAUUUUAAUUUCCAUUGCCACAAUUUCAGAGAGAUCUAGUGCCUUGGAUGCAGAGAAAAAAAAAGUUGUUUAAAAACAGCUUUCCACACAGUUCAAAGAAAGUGAGGCUGUCAGUUAAUGACAUCUGGGAAUUUUCUUUUUGAUGCCAUAUCACAUUUUCUUUUUUAAACGCCAUAUUUACCCAAAUUAGCUUUUAUUCUAAGAUUUGUUUUAUCCCUGUGUGUGCGCUUGUGUUAUUUCGUCAAGGCCUAUGUUACACUUACUUGUUUGGUCAUGCAAAUGAGCUCAAUGCAAAUUCACUACAGGCUCGUUUUUGAAAGGCAAUUGUCACUUUUAUAUCACUUUGUGUUUUAGCUCUUCGUGAGGCUAUUAUUAGUGUUUUUUUGUUUUGUUUUUUCGUUUUGUUUUUUUGGAUCACUACAUUUUAUUUUCUUUUACCCCUGUGUAUUUCAGGCCUCAGAACCAACUAAGCAGCGGUGGUUCUUUCGGCUCCUUCCAUAACCUCUCACCCAUCCUCUCUUUUCUUUUUCUUUUAAUUUGAAUAUGGAAUGUAAAAUAAGAAUAAUACAUCUCUGUAUACUUACAUUGUAAGCAUGUCCUGUGUAAAACUGCUAAUGUAAUAAUGUAUGAACCUGUAGUCUGUGAGUUUUUUUUCUUUUUGUAAGUUCUGUGAGGAUUUGAUGUUCAAAUGUUUUGUAUAUAAAGUUAAGAAUAUGUACAUACUUGUGAACCAAAUUGUACAAGAAAGUCUAUAUUUUGGCUAAUAAAUGAACUGCUGCAACUUUAAGAAAUUGUUGGUUUUUGGACAAGCUAUUUUGACAGCUGUUUUUGAUGGUGGCUGUUAUUGUGCAGUGCAGCUUGAAUUGCAUUGCUUUGGUUUGCGUGUCUGCGUGUUAGUGGACAGCCUGAGGCACAGACUUCAUCCUCUGUGGUAGUGAUAAGUAAAUAUUCGAGAGGGAUUUAUCACAUUUUUUGUAGUGGAGGGACUUAAGGCUAAUUAGCCAGUAUUGCGGCAUACAUUUGGAUAUUAAUG